Molecule: messenger RNA, 813 nt
Organism: Kluyveromyces marxianus DMKU3-1042
Lineage: Eukaryota; Fungi; Ascomycota; Saccharomycetes; Saccharomycetales; Saccharomycetaceae
Gene: TRS33
Product: Trs33p
Exons: 1
Coding region: 1-813 (270 amino acids)
Biological process (GO): regulation of GTPase activity; endoplasmic reticulum to Golgi vesicle-mediated transport
Cellular component (GO): trans-Golgi network; TRAPP complex; cis-Golgi network
Source: RefSeq, a predicted model, not a curated record
AUGUCAUCUGCUAAUACACACCAUGAUGCGUCAGAGUCUCCAGAACAAAUAGAGAGACGGAGAAUAAUAGAGCAAUUCUUACUGUUCCAAGAAUCUUUGCCCAAAGUCAAUGUGCUAUCCUAUCAAUGGCUUUUGAAUGAGAUGAUCCCUAUGUCCAUGGCUGUGGAGCACAAUUUGGGGAGCAUGGAUGAUAGCUCUAGUACAAGUUCUCAAGAGGAAGAGGACCGGGCAGAAGCUCUAGCUGAUGAUGUGAGCAAAGUGUCGCUAAACAAAGUGGAUUAUGUUCCAUCCCAUAAACUGAUACAAGAGCUAUAUAAUGCGAAUGAUGAGCAACGGGAAAGGGUUUAUGAACGACUAUUCAAGAUUGGGAAAGGGAUUGGGAGUAAAAUUACAGAGCUUCUCAUAUUCAGCAAUAAUCCAAACCUUUCGUUCAGUCAUAUGGAUACACUUGGCAUGGUACGGUUCAUUUGCAAGGAGGUCUGGAAGCUACUAUAUGGGAAACAGAUAGAUAACCUAAAGACGAACCAUCGUGGUGUCUUUUACCUCUUUGACUACGAGUUCGAGCCUAUUCAAAACUUCUCUAUUGAUGAUGAUGAAGAAAAGUUGUUGAAGAUGGUGGCACCUUAUGUGCAGGUACCAUUGGGGGUUAUCUCUGGUAUUUUGACUUCUUUGGGAGUGCCAGAAGAUGAACUCUCUGUAUCAUUCUCAUACACAGAUAUUCCGGAUAAUAAGAAGAAGCCAUUGGGUCAGUUCCCAAAGGGUUUGAACUUCAAUAUCCAAAUAAACCAGUUCCAACAGAAUCCAGACGCGUAA